GAAGAAGGGUAAGCCAUUUUUACCACAUUUUGCAGAUUGCUGAUACACAUGUGGAUUAUUAUAAUACAUGAAGGAGUCCUAGGCGGUGAUAAAAAUCAAGACUUGUAAACAGCAGGGAACGCCACAUUAUUUGCGCAGCUGUUGUUUCUCUUUUUCAGUUCCUUAUGUAAAGUGAAAUGCUACAUAUAAAGUGUGAAGAUACAGAUCUGGACCCAGUCCCAGUAAAGAUUGGAAUAAUUGGCGGUUCAGGCUUAGAUGAUCCAGAUAUAUUAGAAGAGAGAAAAGAAACUUCGAUAGAUACACCUUUUGGUUCUCCAUCAGAUGCUUUGAUUGCCGGUAAAAUUAAUGGUGUUGAUUGCGUUUUAUUAGCUCGCCAUGGUCGUAAACAUGAUAUCAUGCCUACGAAUGUCAACUACCGGGCAAAUAUAUGGGCUAUGCGUGCUAUGGGAUGUACUCAUUUAAUUGUCUCAACAGCGUGUGGUUCUCUCCGCGAAGAAAUCAAGCCUGGUGAUUUAAUAAUUCCAAAUGACUUUAUUGAUCGCACUACCAAACGUGUUCAAACAUUUUAUGAUGGACAAAAUGCUAAUUUAAAGGGAGUCUGUCAUCUACCUAUGUAUCCAGCCUACAGUGAAAGGACUCGAAGAAUCUUGCUGGAAAGUGCCAAGGAACUUAACUAUGACGUGCACAAUAAGGCAACCAUAGUAACGAUUGAAGGUCCUAGAUUUUCUUCGCGAUCAGAGAGCACUAUGUUUCGGUUAUGGGGUGGAGAUCUUAUUAAUAUGACCACUUGUCCCGAAAUAGUAUUAGCUAAAGAAGCCGGUUUACUAUAUGGCUCAAUAGCUAUUGCUACUGAUUAUGAUUGUUGGCGAAUGGGAUGUGAAGGUGUCAAUGUGCAAGAUGUCCUUAAAACUUUUACCGAAAACGUUGCUAAAGUCAAACAAAUUCUUGUAAAAAGUGUCUCUAAUAUAGCCAAAGAAGAUUGGAGUGAAGAUAUUUUAGACGCUAAGGAAUGUAUAUGCAGCAACACUAUGAGUGGUAAGAUGUGACGUUUUCUAUUGCUUUGCCAUGAAAUAACCAAAGAGACUCUACUUAAGAAAAAACCAUUUAUCCACGGGAAAAAAUUUGAAGCCAUGGAGCGAGGCAAAGUACGACCUAAACUGCAAUCCAUUUCUAUCAUAUAUGAAUUGGAACCAAUUACUACUAGCAAGCGAACAAAGAAUAUCUAAAGUACACAUAUAAUUAAAUAUGUACCCAUAUGUACCCAUAUAUAUGUCCCACGUACAGGCGGCAAACAUUUUUAGUAAUAAUUCACUUUACACUUUUAUCAGCGUGCUCAUAUA
Messenger RNA from Glossina fuscipes, 1340 nucleotides. Its product is annotated as S-methyl-5'-thioadenosine phosphorylase. The coding region runs from base 177 to 1046 and encodes 289 amino acids. Gene Ontology annotation, cellular component: cytosol. NCBI's taxonomy places the organism in Eukaryota, Metazoa, Arthropoda, Insecta, Diptera, Glossinidae. Gene Ontology annotation, molecular function: S-methyl-5-thioadenosine phosphorylase activity. Gene Ontology annotation, biological process: nucleoside metabolic process. The record is from RefSeq and is a predicted model, not a curated record. The transcript has 3 exons.